Messenger RNA from Oryza brachyantha (malo sina), 1109 nucleotides. RefSeq lists its product as uncharacterized. NCBI's taxonomy places the organism in Eukaryota, Viridiplantae, Streptophyta, Magnoliopsida, Poales, Poaceae. The transcript is spliced from 4 exons. Bases 227 to 715 code for a protein of 162 amino acids. The record is from RefSeq and is a predicted model, not a curated record.
UCUCCUCUCUUUCGAGCAACGAGCGCCGCCGUCGUCGGAAUACUCUGCCCCGAGGGGGGAGAGAGAGAGAGAGAGGCGAGCUCUGCAUCGGCUGCCACCUCAUAUAGCUCGAGCUCCCGCGUCCCUACGCGCCGCCUCUUCAUCCGCACGCAGCCGGCGGCGAGCCCAAGCUCAUCCCCACGCGUUCAGCCUCGCGUGAUUCUUCCCAGAGGAGGGAGAGUCGGUCAUGUCGUCGUCCUCCGCCGCCUUGUCCAGAGGCAAAUCCGCAAUUUCCGGAUCCACCGCUAAAUUCGAGGCGGCUAAAGGGUCGUCGUCUAAGGGCGGCAAGCCCACCAGAGCCAGAGGGAAGACCGAGAAGAAGGUCUACUCGUUGCCGGGCCAGAAGUUCGACCCUCCUGAGGAGAGAGAGCCUCUCAGGAUAUUCUACGAGUCCCUAUCCAAGCAGAUACCUUCUAGUGAAAUGGCUGAAUUCUGGUUGAUGGAGCAUGGGUUAUUAUCUCCUGAAAGAGCAAAAAAAGCAUAUGAAAGAAAGCAAAAGCGGCAACAGCAAAUACGAUCAGGAACCCCAAUUAAACCCAGUGUAAAGAAAGACAAACCAGAAAGUUCAAAAAAACCAAGCUUAUAUAAUAGUUCAGAUUCAAAGGCAAAGAAAAGAGUCGAUUACAGCGACGAUGGCAACGACUUCAUUGUCAAAUUGAAGAGAUCGAGGGGAUGAUAUAUCUCAUAUGAGUUUCUCCCAUCCUUCCUUUUGUACGGCGAGGUACCGGUACCUCGAGAUAAAAAAGAAGGAUGAAAGUAAAACUCAUCUUAUAUAGAGCUUUCAGAUGCCAGCAUAAGACAGCUGCCUCUAUUGCUAUAGCACCAAUGCCCAUAGGAGCUGGCCUGCAGUUUCCAUGACAAGGAUCAUAAAAAAAAUUGGGUUUGUGAUGAUUCUGUUGAAAUAUUUCUGUUUGUUUUCAAUACCUGAGUACACACAAGAAAAAAGACAUCCUUUACAAAUGGUAAAACAAAUUAAUGUCACAUUGGCAGCUUUAUACAUGUCGUCUUUAUGUUUGUGUUGUAAAGACCGGCUGUUCAUGGAGGUAAAGAAAGAUAGGUUUUGCUGUGUC